Messenger RNA from Drosophila montana, 2351 nucleotides. Its product is annotated as carcinine transporter. The coding region runs from base 425 to 2221 and encodes 598 amino acids. Gene Ontology annotation, biological process: transmembrane transport. Gene Ontology annotation, cellular component: membrane. The transcript is spliced from 10 exons. The record is from RefSeq and is a predicted model, not a curated record. Gene Ontology annotation, molecular function: transmembrane transporter activity. Lineage: Eukaryota; Metazoa; Arthropoda; Insecta; Diptera; Drosophilidae.
AACAGCACCCGCGUGUGUUGCAGACGGUUGAUGAACUGCUCUUCCAUUCAACGGGCACUUGACAAGCACAAUUUGCAUGCGAAAUGUGAGAAGUGCAAACGAAUAGUGACUGAUAUCAAAUACUAUAAUAUUUCAAUGAGAUCGAGUUAAUUGUAUUUGAUUUUAAUUUGUUCUUAAAUUGCAAUUAGAAAGCAAUUCUACUCAAAAGCGACAACAGCAAGAAACCUUAUCGAAAGAGGUUUUAUAAAUUUCCUUUAGUGCCUACGUUCAUAAAAUCAUUUACUACGCAAGAGUGUUUCAAUUGUGGAUUACGUUGUGAAAUCUUUCCAUAGAUCGAUUACUCAAUUACAAGACGCGAGCAUAUGUCAAAAAUAAUAAUAUCUAAAUAAGCCAUAGCAACAGCAGCCAACACAAAUACAACACAAUGAAAGAUAAACUGGAGGAGGUGGUGGCCUACAGUAGAAAAGUGUCUACGACAGCGGCCAGCAUAGACGAAAUGGAUAUAGAUGAAUCCGAGCUGAAUGAUCCAUUCCAGGCGCUCAUGGAGAAGGCCGGCAACCAUGGACGCUAUCAGACACUCUACAAUUAUGUGUUUGUCGCUGGCCUGGCCUUUGCCGGUGCCAUGAUCUACAUGAACAUCAUAUUGGCACUCAAUAUACCCGAGCACUGGUGCACUGUGCCGGGAAGGGAGCUCACAAACUACACGCUGGAUCAGUGGCGCGAUUUGACAUUGCCCAAACAGAAAGACAACCGAGGGAAGGAGACGCACAGCAGUUGUGAAAUGUACGAUAUGAACUUUACAGAAGUAUCCGAUUUCUCAGCCUGGACCAAUAGCCGCAGCAAAAAUCAAACCACAGUUUGCCAGAACGGCUGGAGCUACGACCAGACCUGGUAUGACAGCACAAUACCCACCGACCAGAACUGGGUGUGCGCCAAGGAUUUGUUUGUAACAAAUGUGUUCGUUGUGGGCCGCGUCACGGAGGUAGUCGGUUCAUUUAUAUUUGGACAAAUGGGCGAUUCCUUUGGACGCAGUGUGGUCUACUACAUUAGCGUCGUCUUCUGCUCGGUGGGACGCCUGGGCUCCGUUCUAUGCACGUCCUCAUAUACAUGGUUUCUCAUCACGUCCGGCAUUGUGGGCCUCACCGUCAACAGUCUCUUUCAAUCGCCGCAAAUUAUUGGCAUGGAAAUCUCACGGGAGGAGGAUCGCAGUCGAAUUGCCUUCUUUCAGAGCGUUGGCUGGUCCGUGGGCACAACGCUGAUGCCGCUGCUGUUCUGGUGGCUGCGCCACUGGGAAUCCUUUAUGUGGCUAACAUCGCUGCCCACGGCGAUGGUUUUAAUUUUCUCCAAAUACGUCAUCGAAUCGCCGCGCUGGUUGAUUAGCAAGCAGCGCUACCGAGAAGCCAUUGUGCAGUUCAAGAAGAUUGCCAAAAUUAAUGGGCGCACAUUCGAUGUGACCGAGAAAGAGCUGACCGAAAUCUAUAGCCAGGACAAGCAAGAGGUUACCUAUGGCAUGGCCUCGCUGUUCGCCGGCUGGCGUCUGGCGCGAAACACCACCAUCAUGGGUUUUAGCUGGUGCGUGGUUGCCGUUUCCUACUUCACAUUGGUGCUCUUCAGCUCGCGGAUGGCGGGCAAUCCGUUUUUGAACUUUUUGUACCAGAGCAUUGUGGAAAUACCCGCCUACAUGGUCGGCAGAUACCUGGGCGACAAGUACGGACGCCGCUUUACCAAUUCGGUAUCCUUUCUCAUCUCCUUCAUCACCUGCCUGCCCAUCAUUGCCUAUGCCACCGAUGAGCGCUUCGAGUGGCUGAUGAUCUAUUUGGCCACGUUCAUCAAAUUCCUCAAUGCGGUUACAUUCUUUACGGCCAAUCUGCAGUGCCUGGAGAUCUAUCCGACGUGCAUGCGUCAGACGGGCAUUGCACUGGGCUCCAUUUUGGCCAAUGCGAUUGGCGUGCUGGCGCCUUAUCUGGUGUAUCUGGGGACGACGGUUAACAUACGCGCUCCUUAUUAUAUACUGGGCACCCUGUUUCUGCUGGGCGGAAUCGGUGCCCUGUUUCUGCCAGAGACCCUGCACAAGAAGCUGCCAGACACCAUCAAGGAGGCAAGGAACUUUGGCAGGCACGAUAAAUUCUUCAGUCUGCCAAAAGCGCCGCUGGCCCAGGAAAAGAAGUCUACAUCGCAGCCGGAGCUAACCAAGCUGAAUCAGCCGGCAUUUGCGCCAUGAAUGAGAAGCUGAAGAUGAAGCUGAAGCUGCAGCUAAAGCUGAGGCAGAAAGGCAAUUGAUUUGCUUGGCCCGUUGUGAUGUUACAUUAAGUACGCCCCAAGUAUUACGAAUAAAGUGUUGUUAUACUUAA